AUGGGUACUUCAAUAUCUAAAUUAAUGAAUCGACUGUUUGGAAACAAAGAGAUGCGUAUUCUUAUGCUCGGGUUAGAUGCAGCAGGGAAAACAACAAUUUUAUAUAAAUUAAAAUUAAAUCAAACUGUGACAACGAUUCCUACAGUAGGAUUCAAUGUGGAAACAGUGAUUUAUAAAAAUGUUAAAUUUAAUGUUUGGGAUGUCGGAGGGCAAGAUAAAAUUAGACCGCUUUGGAGACAUUACUAUACUGGUACUCAAGGCUUAAUUUUUGUUAUAGACUCUGCCGAUAGAGAUCGGAUUGAUGAAGCACGUAAAGAACUUCAUAGAAUUAUAUCCGACCGAGAAAUGAGGGAUUCUAUCUUGUUGGUAUUUGCGAAUAAACAAGAUUUAGAAACUGCAAUGUCUCCAGGUGAAGUAACAGAAAAACUUCAAUUAGAUAAAAUAUAUAAUUUAUGGUAUGUUUACCCAAGUUGUGCAACAACAGGUGAAGGUCUUUUUGAAGGACUUGCCUGGCUUAGCAGUAAUGCAAAAGCUACAUUAAAAAAAUAA
Molecule: messenger RNA, 549 nt
Organism: Pneumocystis murina B123
Lineage: Eukaryota; Fungi; Ascomycota; Pneumocystomycetes; Pneumocystales; Pneumocystaceae
Product: ADP-ribosylation factor 6
Exons: 8
Coding region: 1-549 (182 amino acids)
Biological process (GO): vesicle-mediated transport; intracellular protein transport
Cellular component (GO): cytoplasm
Molecular function (GO): GTP binding; GTPase activity
Source: RefSeq, a predicted model, not a curated record